Molecule: messenger RNA, 309 nt
Organism: Paramecium tetraurelia
Lineage: Eukaryota; Ciliophora; Oligohymenophorea; Peniculida; Parameciidae
Exons: 2
Source: RefSeq, a predicted model, not a curated record
AUGAUUGUGGUUGAAAGUUUCAGGGAUUUAAUAUCAAACUGCCAAAAUAACUUGUAUGUUUCAUCUUUUCUAAUGUUCCCACCUUGUCACUAUCUCGAUAGGAUGGGUUCGCAAGAUGUUUUGGAACUUACACAACUACUACAUGUAUUACAAUUGAAGGUUACAAAAAUUGUGAUUUUGGUAUUUUAGAAAUAAAUGUCGGAAACAAAGGCUUUAAUGUUUAUAGGAAUUUUUCUUUAUUAAAGGGAUUUAAGAAGUAAAAAAAAUUAUAAACUGAUUAUCAAAUUUUCUACAUCAUCAGCAAAUUGA